Schizosaccharomyces cryophilus OY26 is the source of this 1288-nucleotide messenger RNA. Its product is annotated as BTB/POZ domain-containing protein Btb2. The transcript is spliced from 2 exons. The coding region runs from base 108 to 986 and encodes 292 amino acids. Lineage: Eukaryota; Fungi; Ascomycota; Schizosaccharomycetes; Schizosaccharomycetales; Schizosaccharomycetaceae. The record is from RefSeq and is a predicted model, not a curated record.
UUCUAAACAAAAACCAAACAAACCAAACGCGAGUCAAAUUCGACACUGUUGAGAAAGCCUAUUUGUGUGGUUAUUGUUCUUUUAUAUUAGUUUUUUUAUUAAAAAGAAUGAAUGGUUUUAUGCCCGUGACUUCACCAAAUGGUGCUACAAAAGAACAAGAAGUGACUUCCACAAAUCUCGCGUUGAAUAUCUCUGACUUUGUUUUUUCGAAUGGUUUCCUACAAGGUGCUUUUUCAGAUACAAACAUACAAAUUCAAGAUAAUGUAUACCGCCUGCAUGCUUUAUUCUUAGCUCGUUCCCCUGUACUAUAUCAAAAAAUAACCGAAGUUUCUUCAACUGGCAUGCCUUAUAAUAUCAAAUUGGAGAUAGAAGAUCAUUAUGUUACAAAAGAAUCCAUAAUUUUUGUUCUUUCCUCUCUUUACCGAGAUGCCGUCAUUAUACCAGCUGAUUUGAACCCUUGUUGUAUUCUUGCUACCAGUGCAUUAUUGGGUCUUGACGGAUUGGCCUUUGAGGCUGCAUCUCGCAUUGAGAAUUCAAUUAAUCCAUUCACAAUGGAGAAUAUCCUCACCUUUUUGGACCCUAAAUUAGAGGGCUUUGAGAGGCUUAAAGUAGGAACGUAUCCUAGAUACACUACUGGCCUUUUUGACAAAGCUUUAGAAGUUAUGUAUACUACCCUUGUUAACCAUUGGAAUAAGGAAUACGUUAACGUGCUCUGCAAACUCCCUUUCCCUGUCAUUAAAAAUCUUUUGGAAAGCAACAAACUCACUGUUGGAACAAGCAGUAUGGCACGUUACAAGCUCGCAACAGAAAUUGUUAGGAUGCGCAAUUCAUACCGUAAACAGUUCCGCAUAGAAGGACGAGGAGAUGAAAGUGUCGUAUUGGCAUUUGGAGAAGGUAAUAGAUCCAUCCAGUUAGUCAAAAGUGCUUCUGGUCCUGAGUCAAGACGGAAGACACUUUGGAAAGCAGCUUCAACUGAGCAAAUAUAGAAGUCAGUUAUAUGGUAAAGCAUAUUUGCUUUCAUAAGUACAUACGGCUUCUAAACAUCUGUAUUUCUUUGCAUAGUUCUAAUUAUCUUGAUUGUAAUUUAAUUUUAUUUAAGAAAAAACACAAAGAAAGAAAAUCAGAGAAAAGCUGCUUAAAAUUGAAUAGACUUUUUAGUGUAAUUAUGUUCUACUCUUGAAGAAAGUUUUUUGGGAUCUAAGGCAAAAAGUCUAGCAGAUUCAGAUUUUAGAGGAUCAAAAAUGCUAAAUAAUAAAAAAUCUUGAAAGAAAAACGAUUAGAAGCAGCA